CGAUGCUCGUAACCGAGACAACCACCGAUAUCGCGACGGCGACGACGCCGAUGCGUCUGCACUGGUUCACGCCAACCCUGCUCUUGGACCCGGCAAACUCCAACACAAAGCUGUGCUCAAUUUUGGUCUUCACCGAAAUCUACCAAGUGACGGGCCCUGUCGCCCGAUUCUGUCGUCAGAUAGCUGCGCACGGCUUCAUCGUUGCGUCGUGCGAGUCGUACCACAACUUUUUGGAGCCAGGCACCGUUCUUGCGUACGAUGGUCCAGGCACGGAUUUGGGGAACCAGUUGAAGAAGGACAAGCGAUUGUCAUCGUUCGACGACGAUGCGACAGCCGCCAUCACAGCCCUCCUCGCCCAUCCGAAUGCCAAUGGCCGUGUAGGUGUGACUGGUAUGUGCCUCGGCGGACACUUGGCCUUCCGUGCUGCGAUGGACCCUCGUGUUGGUGCUGCCGUGUGCUACUUUGGCACGGACAUCCACUCGGAAACGCUGGGAGCCAAGCCGCGCGCUGUCGAUGAAGUCGAAUCGCUGGCCCGUUGCAGCGACAUUCGCGGCGAGAUUCUCAUGAUUUUCGGAACGAAGGAUCCGCAUGUGCCUCGCCAAGGACGCCGCUUGAUCUACGACGCCCUUGCGCAAGCCAAAGUCGACUUUGCCUGGAUGGAACUCAAGGCGGACCAUGCCUUCAUCCGAGACGAAUCCAGCAAAGGACGAUACGACCCCUCGAUCGCAAAAAUCUGCUUGGAUGCGCUCGUCGAACUCUUCCAUCGCAAGCUCACGUUGAACUUGACUGACUCGGCACCGUCAAAUCCAAAGGACCUCAUCUGUUAAUGCAAACCUGUUUGUUGGGCCCCAUUUUGCGUGUAUGGAUGUCGCCACGUCGCCAUCCCUUGUGCCGAAGACUCUCGACAUUCCUCUUCCAUUUCGUUACCAACUGCGUUCGACACUCGAUGCUGAGCUCUGAGCCAAGCAAUUCGUUUGGCAUGGCGGAGGCAGGUCGAAUACGGCAUGUGCAAACCUACAACUUUGGCAUGUCUGCGCCACGACACUAGACUGCACGAGGGGCAUGGGAGGCCGAGGACUGUCGUCGCCAUGGUGGCGGUGGC
Messenger RNA from Aphanomyces invadans, 1102 nucleotides. RefSeq lists its product as hypothetical. Gene Ontology annotation, molecular function: hydrolase activity. The annotation marks the transcript as partial. The record is from RefSeq and is a predicted model, not a curated record. The transcript has 2 exons. NCBI's taxonomy places the organism in Eukaryota, Oomycota, Saprolegniomycetes, Saprolegniales, Verrucalvaceae.